Messenger RNA from Rhizophagus irregularis DAOM 181602=DAOM 197198, 438 nucleotides. RefSeq lists its product as uncharacterized. The record is from RefSeq and is a predicted model, not a curated record. NCBI's taxonomy places the organism in Eukaryota, Fungi, Glomeromycota, Glomeromycetes, Glomerales, Glomeraceae.
AUGUCUCAACCUAAUUUUAAAGUUAUAUCUGAUCCACUUAAUGCGUUAGCUACGGAAGUCCCCAAUUUACCAAACAUACCCAUAUUUUCUGUCAUGGAAGGUUUGGAAAGAAUAGCUAAAAGGGUUGAUCAAACUUCUCAAAGAAACGACGAAAUCUCUUUAAGAUUUAACCGCGUCCUCACUGCUUACGAACAGCGCAUGAUAGCGCGUGCUGUCAAUUCAACAAUCCGCAACUCUCAAGCAACGAUUGAACCUCUCUUAACAAAUGAUGGUAACCUUCCUGAAGAUUUUCCUCGUAACUUUUUGGAAAUAGAGGGUGCAUCUGAAGACACGAUCAAAAAGCUUCUUUUUGUGUAUGGUCAACCAACUGACGGUGACGUAACUAUCUGCAAACGACGUUUGGUAGGGUAUUUGGGAAUUAUAGCCCUUUAUGUUUGA